UCACUCUGGAUGGCAGCGUUUGAAACUUUAUCCCAGAGCUGCUGGUCCCCACAUUUAAGUGACGUAGUGCUACUGAAGAACAGAUCAGGCACACCUACGGGUCAGGAUGUUAAUGAGACCAUUGGCUUUCGGUUGAGGCUGACAAAGACCAGGUGGAUACUUGGAGUUAAAAAGGGGAAAGGUGGCCAAGUAGAGAUGUUCUCUCUGCACCUUAUAGCUCUGGGCCUUUUCAUCCGUAGCCACCAGCUGCUCCGCUGAGACCUCAGACACAGCCGCCUCCCUCUUAUGGCCAGGGUAUCAUGGGCGGUCCUGCUGCUCUUCCUGCUGGUGGUCUACUCUCCAGGGGCUCCCUCCGUCCCCGUCCAGCACCUGUGCGGCUCCCACCUAGUGGACGCCCUCUACUUCAUAUGUGGAGAGCGAGGGUUUUACUACAAUCCAAAGCGAGCCAACAAGCGGGACCUGUCACAUUUGCUGGGGUUCCUCUCUAAACGGGGAAAACAAGAAGAGCGGCUGUGGAGGGUCGGGUCUGGCCACGAAGAGCCCAAGGUGAAGCGAGGCAUCGUGGAGCAGUGCUGCCAUAACCCAUGCAGCCUUCACCACCUGGAGGGCUACUGCGACUGACUCGCCGCUCCACAAGUAGCACCACUCAUAGCCUGUAAUAAGGUCCCGAAGUCAAUUUCUGGCCCGAUCCUUGUUGGCUAUGUCUUAUCAACUGAAGAAAAUAAAGCUUCAUGACCCAUAA
Messenger RNA from Cololabis saira (Pacific saury), 742 nucleotides. Its product is annotated as insulin-like. Lineage: Eukaryota; Metazoa; Chordata; Actinopteri; Beloniformes; Belonidae. Bases 286 to 621 code for a protein of 111 amino acids. Gene Ontology annotation, molecular function: hormone activity. Gene Ontology annotation, cellular component: extracellular region. The record is from RefSeq and is a predicted model, not a curated record. The transcript is spliced from 3 exons.